CAGACCUACGCCAGACCGACUCGGCAUUCAUUUCAGUCGUCGCGAGGAGUUGAUGUAGUAAGGAUCAUUCGUCGACAGUGAUACAAUGAAAAUUAAAUUGAAAUUAAUGACAAUUUGAUUGAAAGUUUAAAAAAUUUUGAAAAAAUUGUGAAGUGAAAAUAUAGUACUUAGCAAAAAACGGCUGUAAACAUUGUAAAAGCAAAGCAAAAAAGCAGAAGGCAAAAAACACAAAAUGCAAAGUCACCCAGUUGACCGUCAAUUCAGCUGCACUGGCCUUUACUUUUUGUUGUUGUUGCUUUUGUUGCCGGCAUUGUUUAAUCGGCAUCAUCACGUGGCCACUGUGACGGCAAUUAACACGGAAACAGCGGGUGAACACCAGCAACAGCAGACAACACAACCCACGCUACAACAGCAGCAGCAACAUGAGAAGCCAGAAGAGCAGCAAAGUCAACCACAAAACAACUCAAAGCCAAACAUAAUAAUCAUCUUAAUUGAUGAUAUGGGCUUCAACGAUGUCAGCUAUCACGGCUCGAAUCAGAUAUUAACACCGAAUAUUGAUGCGCUCGCCUACAAUGGCAUCAUACUGAAUCGACACUAUGUGCCAAAUCUCUGCACACCAUCGCGAGCGACGCUGCUCACUGGCAAAUAUCCAAUACACACAGGUAUGCAACAAUCUGUCAUCAUUAACGAUCAACCAUGGGGUCUGCCACUGCAAGAGCAACUGCUGCCCGAGAUACUACGCGAUGCCGGUUAUGCAACGAAUUUAAUUGGUAAAUGGCAUUUGGGUUUCUGGCGCAAGGAGUUGACGCCCACCAUGCGUGGUUUCGAUCAUCAUUUCGGUUACUAUUCAGGUUACAUUGACUACUACAAUCACACGAAUCAUAUGUUGAAUCGCAAUUAUUCGGCUGGUUUGGAUUUCCGUCGCGACUUGUCGCCCUGGCCGGAGGCGGAUGGUCUGUAUGCCACCGAUGUUUUCACACAGGAAGCAGAACGUGUUAUCUACCAACAUGAUGCGGCGGCCAAGCCUUUGUUUCUGCUAAUGAGCCACUUGGCCGUGCACACCGGUAAUGAGAAUAAUCCGAUGCAGGCGCCGGAAGAGGAGGUGGAGAAAUUCUCGCACAUCAGUGACAAGAAGCGGCGCACAUAUGCAGGCAUGAUCUCGCGUCUGGACGACAGUGUUGGUCGCGUGGUGCGUGCGCUCUCGAACAAAGGUAUGCUGAACAAUUCAAUAGUGUUGCUGUACUCCGACAAUGGAGCACCAACUGUGGGCAUACACUCGAAUGCGGGCUCCAAUUAUCCCUUCCGUGGCCAAAAGGAAUCACCAUGGGAGGGCGGUCUACGCUCGGCCGGUCUCAUCUGGAGUCCACUGCUGCAGAAGCAGCGUUACGUUUCGAAUCAAGUCGUGCAUGCAAUCGAUUGGCUGCCCACAUUAGCCAGCGCUGCUGGCGUUCCAUUGCCACCCAAACUGCAACUGGAUGGGGUUAAUUUGUGGCGUGUCCUCAGCGAAAAUGGCGUGCCACAACCACGGCGUCUCAUACACGUGCUGGACGACAGCGUCGGUUAUAGCGCAUACACACGCGGCGCACUCAAGUAUGUGAAUGGCAGCAGUUUUAAUGGUCAGUACGAUGGUUGGUUGGGCGAUUUACCAGCUGACGAACAAGAUCCCACCGCGCCGUAUUAUGUGCAGCAGGUGCUCUCCUCCGAGGUACAACACGUGCUCGGCAGUGAUGCGCUCAGCGUGGAGCAGGUGGAGAGUUUACGCGCGCAAGCCACACAUAGCUGCCCCGACAACAAGGAGGACUACACACAAGAUGUGUAUCGCUGUGAACCACUGGUGGAACCAUGUUUCUUCGACAUCGAAAAAGAUCCUUGCGAACGCUACAACCUGGCUAAACUCUAUCCACUGCAAGUGCAACUGUUGGCGCAAGAAGUGGAGCAAUUCAGACAGGGCGCAGUGGUGAGCGCACAGAAUACAUUUAGUGAUCCACGCUGUGAUCCGGCUCUGCAUGGUGGUGUUUGGACUUGGUGGGCAGCCACCUCAGCAGCGAAGUCUCGCUGGAAUUUUGGCUCUGGUGGAGUUAUCUAUGCGACGAUGUUCAAUGUGUUGGCGCUUUCUUGGUGGCAUGCUUGUGAUGCUUUGAAGAAGUGUUGGGCACAUUUGACGCAUUUAAUUACUAUGUAAUUAAUACUAAAUUUUAGUUAUAAUAUAAGCAGUUUAACUUGUAAAAAAAUAUAUAUACUAUAUAUCUAUAUAUAGUAUUGUAAUUUGCAAGCUAUUUAAAUCUUGCCAUUCGUAGUAAGUAUUCAGUAAAAUUUAAAUAAAAAAACUCUCACUAACUAUUAAUAUAA
Zeugodacus cucurbitae (melon fly) is the source of this 2349-nucleotide messenger RNA. RefSeq names its product arylsulfatase B. NCBI's taxonomy places the organism in Eukaryota, Metazoa, Arthropoda, Insecta, Diptera, Tephritidae. The record is from RefSeq and is a predicted model, not a curated record. Bases 233 to 2182 code for a protein of 649 amino acids. The transcript has 7 exons.